AUCUUUAAAAAAAAAAUUUAUUUUGGGGAGCAUGGGGAGGAAUAUUUGGUUGUAUAUAAUGUGGAGAAAAAAGUGACAGGAGGAUUAGGAGAAUUCUUGACAAGUUUACUUUCCCAAAUGAAACUUAAGAGAAAUUUGUUUUACUCAUUCUAACCUUUCUGAGUUUUCAGUGUGUUACUGAUUUGAAUGAACACGACUUGAAUUAAGAAAUUUGAAUUUUAAAAAAAUUUACCCAAUCAGACCGUCUUUCUUAAGAUCCAUUAUUAAUCUGCAGCAUUGGCUCUUAAACCUCAGUGUCAACAGAAUCACUUGGAGGUCCCUCUAAAACAAGACUGCUCAGUCCUAUUCCUAGAGCUCCUGAUUCUUACGUCCGGGGUAGCUUGAGAAUUUGCAUUUCUGACCAGGGACCACACUUUGAGAACUGCUCUUCAGUUUUUCUCCUGCUCCCUGCCUGGAUGAUUCACAUCUAAGGAAACGAGGCACCACCCUGCUUCCUGUGGAAUGAACUUUGGAAUAGUAUUUGUCCACAUAGGAGCCAGACUUUCAUUUAGGGUUGAAUAUCCAGAUUUGAAAUAAACUAAUUUUUUUUUCCCAUUGUAGGUGCUCAGUAAGUGUUUGUGGAAGGAACAAAAGCAUAAAUGACAGUGGAAACUGUGAAAUGUGUAACUUUGGAGGCAGCUAUUUUGCUUGUGUAAAAGCACAGUUGAUAAUCUGGAGUUAACUCUCUUGGACCAUUUGGCCCUUUGACCCCCCCCCCCCCUUUACUUGGUUUACUUUCCUUAAUGGAUAUUUUUUCACUUAAAACUUACUUCCCUGGCUUUGGUUGAGGAACUUUAAAAAAAAAAAAUCAUUUUUGAAUUAUUUUUAUUAUUUCCAAGUUUCCUUACAUUUUUACCAAUUUGAUAGUUUGUUUUUCAAGCAAUGAGCACAUCUUCAAAGUACCCCCUACUCUAGUACCCUACCAAAAUGAGUCAGGCUGAGGUAGAAGAGCUCUUCCCCAUUCCCAUAUCUUUGGGUACAAAAAUGGGCAUGAACAUCACUGAAUUUGGAGCCUGUAUUAAAAGUUUUUAGUGACUUAGGAAUAAAAAAGCAUAAAGGGGUAGAAAAGAGUUUUUAGUGACUAAAGUUCAUGGUGUAUUUUCAGAGUCAGAAGGCAUCUUACCAUUCUAUAUCCCUCAUUUGCAGAUGGGGAAAUCGAGGCCCAAAGAGGGGAAGGGAUAGGUCCAGAGCAAAACCGGGGGAGCCAGAGCCAAGACAAGAAUUGACCUGGUUCCUGCUCUGUGCUUUUUGGAUCAUUUUCUCUUUGAGCUGUCUCUAGAGAUUAGCUUUAGAGGUUAAAACCAUAAUUGGUGUAUGAAAAAUAAAAAAGUUAAAUAAGAUGACCGUGAUCAUGAUAGUUGGGACAAUCCCAGGAGAAGUGUUAAAGUUUUUAAAAGUCAACUAAAAUUCUUAUGCUCACUUUACACCAAAUAAAUAAGCAAUAAUGUAGGUGGCCACUAACACUAUUAGUGGUAAGGUGGCCCAAGUUAAUACUGAACUGCCACUGUUUAACUGGAAGAAAAAAUAGGCAACAUAAUAAAUUAUCCAGGGAGAUCGUGAAAUGUCCUUUAUUGAAGAUAGACUCUGUGUAGAUAUCCAUCCAUGGUUUGGAAGGAAGCUUUCUCUCUUGCCAUACUUUUGGAGUGAGAACAGAUGACCCACUAACUCAGGGCUGCAUGCAUGGCUUUGGCAACAAUUGAAAGUAAUGAUAAUACGGACUUUUUAAAAGGAAAGAUUUUUAAAAGCAGACCGAUGAACAGUGUUUAUGCAAGAAACACCUGGCUAAUGGUUUGGGUGAAGCUACUGGUGUUUACUGAGUUUUUUCUUAAGAGCUGUGAGGUGUACUCAUUUGAGGCAUCAUAAUUCUGGCUCCAGGUUUUAUCCACUGAUGUAGGUUUAGCAGUUCUGUGAAAAGAGAACAGGAUAGUCGUAACACUGCUUUCUGAAUUUCCAAGAGUGCUAUGAUUUCUUGGUGGACAUGGCUCAUUCGCUGAGUCAGUUUGUCUUGAAGUGGCCUCAUGAUUAGAUAGGUAUGCUUUUGACACAUCUUGAGGCAGCUCAAGUGUGUGACCUAGUGGAUUGGUCACUCAACUAGUGACCUAGUUGGAUUGAUAGUAAUCCAAGUAUGACUAGUUUCUGAAACUGUGGCUUCAUUUCUACGGGCAGCAGUGCAAGAACACUCAAGAGUUGGCAUUCCGUCUGAGCCAUGUGUGCCUUGUCAAGUGGGUGCAGGCUCACUUUCUGUCUAGCCUCAGCCCCAUACUUGCUCUUCCUUGGGUGCAUCAUUAGGGCUUUUGUUUCUUUCCUUGUGGUUUCAGGUUGCCUGUGUUGAGAUGUGUUUAUAAAUUAUGUCAAGAAGGAAAAAAAACCCCACUGUUAGAAGCAGCAUGGUGGGAUGGGGCAGCACACUGGAGGUUCCAGAGCUCCUAAAUCUCUGAUCCAAGAAGCUAACUUAGGAAAUCUAUGCAAACUACUAUCUGUGAGGUCAUUAAAAACAAAACAAAAAAAAGCCCCCCCUCCCCAAAAAGUCUUUUCAGAAUAUUCCAUAAAGAUGUACUCCGGGAGAAAAGUCAAGUCCUUGGUGACUUAGGUCUCUGCAUAUUGGUGUAAGGAACAUGCAGUGAUCCUGAUGAGUCGUGGAGAUCGGGCACUCUGCCGCAGGAUUCUGUUUUGACGUACAUGUGAAGAUUUCUUGGCAGCUUAGUGUGGAAACCAUUGAUCACCUUGCCCUCAUUUCUGCCUGUUCUGUGUCAGCAAGAGAGAGUGCCCAAAUGAGCAAGAUAGCCCAGCAGAACAGUACUCCGGGAAUAAGUGUUAUUCAUACUCAGGCUCAUGCCGGCGGCUUACAGCAGGUUCCUCAGCUGGUGCCUGCUGGCCCGGGGGGAGGAGGCAAAGCCGUGCCCCCAAGCAAGCAAAGCAAAAAGAGUUCGCCCAUGGAUCGCAACAGUGAUGAGUAUCGUCAGCGCAGAGAGAGGAACAACAUGGCUGUGAAAAAGAGCCGGUUGAAAAGCAAGCAGAAAGCACAGGAUACACUGCAGAGAGUGAAUCAGCUCAAAGAAGAGAAUGAACGUUUGGAAGCAAAAAUUAAAUUGCUGACUAAGGAAUUAAGUGUAUUGAAAGAUUUGUUUCUUGAGCACGCACACAACCUUGCAGAUAACGUGCAACCCACUAGCACUGAAAAUACAACUUCUGAUAAUGCAGGACAGUAGACCUCACCCCUUCCAAACUUCACAACUUGUGGCUUGAACGUUAAAGGUGUGACUACCUACAUCACUCAUAUCAAUGGCCGAACAUUGUCUUGUUCCAUUAUUCAAAGACCCACUGAAGGUUGUUUUCUGGGAUCAGCACUGAAGAGUUGAUUAGCUAAAAAUGUUAGCCAUGUAAUUUGAAUAUCUAGUUUUAAAUGAUAUGGAUUUUUUUGUGGGGAUAAAACCAAUUUUUAAGGUAUAUGGUAAAAAAAAAAAAAAAAAAGCCCUGGACCUUGAUAUUCUUAAUAAAUCCUCACUUCCCAAGAAAUGCUUCUUUUGUAGGUUGAUCAAAGGAAUGGGGAACUGGCAGGUCCUGCAGAAGGGUCUUGGUUUUAUUGGAGAUGAUUAAUUAGACUAAGAGAAGUUGAAUGCCAUCUGUGUUAAUCUAUUUGUGUUUUUUUUCUAAAUUAUGUAUUAAAAAUCCUUAGGGCUAUAGAAAUCAAUCACUUUGUAAUUUGGAGUGAUUUUAUGUAUAACAUAAACCUGUUUUAGCCUAAUUAGUACUGUUUUCCCCCAACAAGUAUAAGUUUUUGAGUAGCGGUGCCAGGUUAAGUAAAUUCCAUUACGUUUUAAAGGCAGUAUAUACAGCCAGUGGCUUAAAAAUACUAAUGAUUAGGAGACAAAUAGGUUUCUUAAAAAUAAAAGUAAAGCAUAUUAGAAUUAUGCUUUCGGGAUACCUUUGGGUUAUUGGAUUGGCAUUAUUUUGUUUUCUAACAACAAAAAACCCCCAGGAGUUUAGAGAAACUUGUAUCUGUAAACUACAGUUUUUGUUUCUGUAGAUGCUGGUCAAGUUAAGUAAAUAUUUUUUGUUUCUGUAGAUGCUGGUCAAGUAAGUAAAUAUUUUUAAAAUACCAUUUUGACAGCCAAGUUAGUAGACAAAUGCCUUAACAGUUUACUGAUUGGGAUUGAGGUAGCUUCUCCUGUGUCCAAGUAUCUUCAAUGGGGCCAUGAUUAUUAAAGGCAAAAAUUUCUUGUGAAGGAUCAUUUGGCAUUUGAUCUUAACCAAGUCAUUAUUAGAAAAAUACGUCAUCAACUCUAUGCCAUCUCCCAAAAUAAUAGUCUAAGAAAACUUGAAAGUGUAAGGUUUAACCUUUAAUUUAUUUCACUUAAAUACAUCUUUUUAUAUUGUUUUUGUGACAUUUCUUUUUCUAGUUAGUGGGCUCUUCUAGACUUUUGUACCACUGCUUCUGUUUGUUCAUUUGUAUGCUUUUGUGUCCCAUAAAUUAUUUUAGAAAGAAAAUACUGAUAAAACUCAGGAUAUUGACAUUUUUGUUGAGACUAAAAAAUGGCAGUCGCUAAAGUCGGGGAUCGCUAGGGUCUGGUUUAUAUCAGUGUUUGUGGUUUUGAUUGUCCUUGUUGAUUUUUUUUUUUAGCACAAUCCUAGCUCAGAUUUGUUGGCUUUUGUAUAUUUCUGUGUGUGUAUGUGUGUGUGUGUGUGUGUCUAGGCUGGUGACAAGAGACUGAGUCACAUCUGAUUAAGAAGUUUGUGUUACCAGGUAUCUUAUUUGAACAUGGUCACUUAAAUUUUUGGCCAUAUUGUUUCUUACUAGGACCUGGAACAGUGUAACCAGGAUGUGACUCAAGUUGCACCCUUGGGUUGGUACAAAAGUGUGGUCUGUGCUCUUCUGGGCAGGUGAAAAUACCACCGUGACCUGCAACUCAGCAAAGCCAUUAUUAAGGCCAUGAGCCUCUUCCACAUGUGACUGGAACCCAGUGUUGCUCCAUGAGAGCCACUGUCCCAGGAGGGUUAGCUCCCCGGAGAGCCAGGAGACAGGAUCGAGGUUUCUCUUAGGGUCUGACAUCGGUUUACUUUGGCUGCAGUAUCAGUCUACUUCUAGGUUGAUAGAUGUUUUGACUGACUAGGAGGUAACCCGCAGAAUCCUACUGAAUCUUUAAUAGCUGAUUGAUGUUAUAUAAUUAACCUAUUUAGAGGUACAGUUAGGUCACUUGAAUCGUUAAGCGCCUGUAAAGGUGUUACAGACAUUGUAAUCUCUUGUUUACUAAAAAAAAAAAGUCUUUCAGAAAUUGAUGUCCCUAUGGAAUUUAUGGUUACCAUUUAUAUGAACUGACUUAACUGUCUUGGAGAAGAAGCUUUAGGGAAAUCAUCAGGGGUGUGCACUCGAUAACUUCAAAUCCGAACAUAAGGUUGAAACUUGGAAAAAUUGAUUCAAGCUUUCCUGUUAACCUAUGCAAACCAGAACUUUAGCACAAGCCGUCAUGUAUGCGUAGAACAAAAAUGUUAACCAUUGUCUUGACUGUCUUACUGAAGUGUUUGGGAAUGAAAGUUUGCAGUUUGAUAGAUUUAUCAGUAUCAAAUUGAGGGAAACCAAGUAUGGGGAAUGGGUAAGUUUAGAGCUUUGGGAAUUGUUAAGAUGACUUUUGUAACUUCUGUUCUGUAGGUUACGUAUGCACCGUUAGGGUUUGAUCUGCCUUUGCCGGCAGGUCCAGUGGUUUAGGAAGUAGGCUUUAGUGUAAAUGUCUAGCUGCAUCUGAGUCAUCCGAGAUGGCUGCUUUGUGGAUGGGGUUGGCAGCACGUGGGGAGAUCAGAGCAGCUCUUCUACCGUCUGGCCCCUUGCGGUGACUGGAAUGUGAGCUCAGAUACUUUGGACAUUCUUGCUAAGAGGUAGUAAGAUAGUAAUAAAAUAUGACCAGAUGUUUGAAAUUUAGGUCACAAGUGUGAAAUCUGAAAUUUACAUAAAAAAGUAGUAUGUGCAAUUUAGUAUUUGGUAUUAAAAGAAAUCAGCCUUUGGUGUUUCUCAGCCCCCAUUAGAGGGCUUGAAACAUACCUGGACAACCCAGUUAGCACUCAGAGUGCUUUUUGAUGCCUUAGAAAUAGGAAGCAAUUUUUUGUUUGACAAAAGCUAGGGAGGAGAAAGUCCAUUCUGAUAGCUGUUAGAGCUGCCUCUCAGGAAAAAGUCCUUACCUUGUUCUUUUUGUUCCUGGCUUUCCUCAGUUUGUGAGAUUACUCUAUUUUUUUAAAUAUAAUUUUAUUUCUUUCAAUGAAUUUGAAAUAAAAAACUUUGGAAUAAUGA
Messenger RNA from Leptonychotes weddellii (Weddell seal), 6319 nucleotides. The record is from RefSeq and is a predicted model, not a curated record. Lineage: Eukaryota; Metazoa; Chordata; Mammalia; Carnivora; Phocidae.